Merops nubicus (carmine bee-eater) is the source of this 907-nucleotide messenger RNA. Its product is annotated as ferritin heavy chain-like. The annotation marks the transcript as partial. The transcript is spliced from 4 exons. Lineage: Eukaryota; Metazoa; Chordata; Aves; Coraciiformes; Meropidae. Gene Ontology annotation, cellular component: cytoplasm. Gene Ontology annotation, biological process: intracellular iron ion homeostasis; iron ion transport. The record is from RefSeq and is a predicted model, not a curated record. Gene Ontology annotation, molecular function: ferrous iron binding; ferric iron binding.
GUGACGAAUCCGGCGUCCGUGUAGUUUGGGUAGUUCACACGGAGUUACGCCUGUGGAAGGAGGGACAGGAACAGGGAGUGCUAAAAGCUCUGGAGAACAGCUCCUGGGUGUUUUUUUACCCCAACUCUGGAAGUAAAGAAAAACAUGAAGGACUUCAGGAAAAGGGUUAUGAAAAUAUUGCAGUGAAUGUUCUUAAUAAUAACAUUCCAUACAUACUUUCUCUUGAACAGUUUAUGUUCACAUGUGGUGAAUAUUUUGAUCAAUCGCACGUGGCUCUACCCAAUGUUUCAAAGUUUUUCUUGCAUCAAGCUCUGGAAGAGAGAAAAUCCGCAGAGGCUUUGAUGAAGUAUCAGCAAGAAAGAGGAGGCCAUUACUGCUCUAAAACCAUCCAGAAACCAAACUGCGAGUAUGCAGUGGGUCUGAUGAAAGCCCUGGAAGUAGCAAUGGUACAGUGGAAAACUAUAAUACGGUAUUUUGAAGAGCUUUACGCCCUGAGUAUGGAAAAUGCAGAUCCUCACAGUGCAAGCACAAUCAAGAAACAAUUUAUCGGGCCCAAAAUCGAGAAGAUCAAGCUGAUGGGAGAUCUACUGACCAAUGCUCGCAGGCUUGACUGUUCCCAAGAUGGCAGAAACAGUCUUGGGGAUUACUUUAUGGACCGGUUGCAGAAAGAGUUCAGAACAGGCAUAGAGCCAGAGUCUAGUCAGCACUGCCCCUGCCCACCUCUCCAGCAGUGCUCAGGAGCUGCAGACGGUCUGAAGCGAGCCCAGGGAGGAUGUGCCCAGCACAGGAAUGGCAUAGGGCCCAUAUGGGCAACCAUACACUGCAGUGCCACGCUGCCACAGUGUCCCCAGGGGACAGGGGCCCCCGCGAGGCAGGGCAGGGAGGGGCCCUAAUGCUGCGGCUGCUG